UUUUAGUAGAUCAAAUUUUGAAAAUUAGUUUUUUACACUAAAUUCCAAUUUAAAAUGUAUAUAAUAAAAUGGGUUUUGACUUAGAGCGCAUUUGUUGUCUACCACCAUCUAGCAGUUCGUCUAGUACAACCAAAAUUUUUUGCAACGAUAAUUACAACAAAUGCAGUCAAUGCUGUUGCUAUCCGUGCUGUAGGCAAUCCUUAUUGAAUGAUCAUACCUAUUCACUACUAAAACGGAUUUGCCAUAAGAUAAUAAAAAGCUAUAACCGACAGCAGUGCCGUGAAAAGUAUACCGUAUUUAAUGGAGGUUACAGCAUCAAUGGUCGAUGCUCUGACGGUCAAAAAUACGACCCUUAUUCUAAAAACCAUUAUGGUGACGGUGAAGGAGGGUACGGCAGGGAUUCACAAAGAGGAAGAGGAAGCUUGGAUUUGAAGGCACAAGGUAGGAAUCCAUCUAAUAAAAAAGGCGGCAAGGGUGAUGAAUUCGGAUCUCAAAAUAAUGCAUCCAAAAACGGAGAUCCAAAAGGGGAAGGCAAAAUGAACUUGGCUGCAUUGUCGAGAGGGGAGAAAGAUUCGAAAGGUAAAAAAGGAGAUGCUGAUGAUAGUGACCCAUCAAAAAAGUCGAAAAAGGAAGGCAAAGGAGGGGAUGGUAAAAGUGGUGGAAGAGACGCGGAUGAUAGUGAACCUGCUAAGAAAUCGAAAAAGGAUGGUAAAGGAGGUGAUGGUAAAGGUAGUGGAAGAGAUGCCGAUGAAAGAGAUACUUCAAAUAAAUCAAAAAGGGCAAGUAAAGGAGCUGAUGGUAAGGGUGGUGGAAAAAAUACCGACGAUAGCGAUCCCUCAAAUAAAUCCAAGAAAGAUGGCAAAGAAACUGAUGGUAAGGGUGGUGGAAAAGAUGCCGAUGACAGCGAUCCUUCGAAGAAAUCAAAGAGGGCAAGUAAAGGAGGUGAUGGUAAAGGAGGUGGAAAGGAUGCUGAUGACAGCGAUCCUUUAAAGAAAUCUAAAAAGGAUGGGAAAGGUGCGGAAGGUAAGGGUGGUGGAAAAGAUGCCGAUAGUAUCGAUCCAUCGAAGAAAUCCGCGAAGGAUGGCAAAGGGGCUGAUGGUAAAGGUGGCGGAAAAGAUGCCGAUGAUAGCGAUCCUUCAAAAACAUCAAAAAAAGGUCAAGGAAGUGGUGGAAAAGACGAUAAACUUAACGAAUCUGGAAAAGAAGGCAAGUCUAAAGGAGAUACGAAAGGUUCAAUAACAGUGGAUGGUAUUACAAAUAAAGAGAAGAAAAGUAAAGAGAGUUCAAGAGAUAGUACAAUAAAGAAAGGAAAGGGAACGUCAGCAGACGAACAGGAUAUUAAUACAAAAUUUGAAAGGGGGAAAAAGGGAAAGGAUGAUACUGGGCGAGCAUCUCAAGCUGAUAAGAGAGAUAGCAGAGGAGAUGGAAAUGAACGUGGUCGGGGAUCAAGGAGAUCGGGUGAAAAAUCCAAAUUGUCUAGGAAUGGCAGCAGAUUGCGACUCCGAAAAGGUAACAUGGGAUCGAAAUUCACGCACAAGGGCGGAAGAUUUGGCAAACCAGACUGUUCUCAUAGACAAAGUCGCUAUGAUGAAGUUCGAGCCUGUGAUUUCCUUCGUGUACACUUGGAAAAGCGUGACCUCUCAAGAUGUUUCACAUGCAAUCGGAAUGCUUGUUGCGAUUCGUGUUCACCAUGCAUGCCGUGCUAACCUGUUAUGUAUUGAGGAAUAUUGGAUAGGGAUUGGUGCCUAAGAGCCGAAAACGUGUUCUACGUACAUCAGCUGAAAAAAGAAACCUUUAAUGAAUUCCCAAUAAUAUUGUUAGCUUUAAGGAGCUGUGGACUUUUUAUUAUUUCAUGAGGGUAUUAUCCAAAAGUGUUUUGACUCAGCACGAAUACUUAGCAUCAUAAAAUAAAGAUAAAGUAUCAACUAUUGAGUUGGUACUGACCCAUCCGUCUGAUUCCC
Messenger RNA from Drosophila navojoa, 1961 nucleotides. RefSeq lists its product as uncharacterized. NCBI's taxonomy places the organism in Eukaryota, Metazoa, Arthropoda, Insecta, Diptera, Drosophilidae. The record is from RefSeq and is a predicted model, not a curated record.